This is a messenger RNA of Schistosoma turkestanicum, 14060 nucleotides long. The record is from the annotation of a GenBank genome assembly. NCBI's taxonomy places the organism in Eukaryota, Metazoa, Platyhelminthes, Trematoda, Strigeidida, Schistosomatidae.
CGGUGACUGAUGUGGUUAUCGGGCAAUCUAGAGGAAUAACUGAUCACAUCAACAAAUCAUUUCUGAUACAUCAGUGGUCGAUCAUACGAGACCUUUGGCUCGAUACUUAUAAACAAAACAGUGUAGAUUGAAAGUUUUACGUACAUCAAUGUUCUCAUAACAGUUAUGUCGGGUUCAGAAGAUGAUAGCAGCAUCUUUGUCAAAAGACUGUAUGCCUGCUAUACAAAAGAUGGAAUUAUAACUCCACAGUCUCUUGUCACUUGGUUUGUUGAUUAUUUAGAUUAUCCAUUUAUGUAUGAUGAAAAAUGUAAGUCUAAUUUUGGCUUUUUCAAGGAUCCUAAAGACACAAGAAACUACCCAUUCCAGAUUGUUUCUUUUAUUACCCGUGAUGCACUACAAAGCAAUGCGAUUUUGCGGUUUUCAGAAAAAACAGAACUGUUUUGUUUAUACCAUUCUUACCGAUUUACCUUUGCCAUUGACUUUAGUUGGUCGACUUUGUGUUCAAGUAAAGUUGGAACAUGUUAUAUUAACAGUAUUGUAAAAACAAUCAACCAAAUUUUCUACAUCCUUUCUGAACCCAGCUCUUAUAGUUUUCCCGGAACUGGCUACAAAUUGUCUGAUUUAACUGUUUAUUGUUCAGUGAUCGUUGUUGUUCCUAACUCACAGUGCUAUACAUUAUUGUCUGGUUGGGCUGUUAACGCUCAAGAGAUUCCUAGCAAAAUAGCUUAUAUUUCUCGUUCGCUUGUUAAACUUGAGCGUAAGUUUUUAGAAGACAUUAAAAGUAAGCAUGAUCACUCCGAAUACAUUGGAAGACGAUAUGUUUCCUUAUCAGACCUUCUUAGACAUGGAGCCUUAUCUGUGUCAUUGUUGACUCCCAGUUCAGGACCUGCUACAAUCUUGUUCUUUACAGAUGGCUGUUUUACAGCAUCUGACUUCAGUGUUCCAGAAUUAGUCACCUCUCAUUUGAAUAUAGAAAAUAUUCGAUGUGUUUUUAUUUUGAUGACAGACAAUAUUACUCCUGAUAUCCACAAAUCAUGUACUCCUAACAAUUUGUUUAAGCAAUCUUCUCUCGUGACUGCCGGUAUCCAGCAAGUGGAGCUAUGUAAUAUUUUAGCCAGUAACACCGACGGAUUUAUCAUCACUAUCCCCGAUGAAUCUCAAAAUUUAGCGGUUAAUACGAAUUCAUGGAAUAAAUUGGCCGAAUCUUUGUUAGCUGUCCCUGUCUUUCAUCGUAGCGAAUACACAGCAUGUAAUGGUGAUUUUAACUGUGACUCUCGGGUAAUGGUCAAAGCAGUUUCUAAAAUUGUAGAAUUGCCUGCACAUAUUUUAUUGAUGACAAGAUUAAAAAGUGGGUUCCGGCUUAAAUCUAUCUCACUAACUAAGAAGAAUACUCCCCAAAAAAACCAUUUGGUUACUGGAGAUGCUUCUGCUUGCAAUAAUAGUGAAGAAACAAAAGUAUGUGUUCCAAUUACUGAGAACGAACAAAUUUCUAGUGAUUCUGUGGCCAAAAGAUUAAAGUUAGAUCUUGUAAUGGUAUGGGGUGUAAAUAUAACAUUCCACUGUUCUAUACGUGGGGGAUGGACACGAAUACUUCGUUCCUCUAUUGUAAAUGGCUCGACCGAUUUUACUACAAAGAACAUACCUGAAGGUGCUUUGUUAUCUCACUUUGCUGACCCUUCUACCAAUUCAGAAAAAUCAUUGGUAGAAUUAAAAGUCGAGGCAAAUUAUUCAUUUCUACAACAUUUCGUUAACAGAUAUGCUUUACCCUACAGUAGUUUGGAACUGUCGUCAAUGCUUUCUCGUCUCCCAUUUCCUGUUCAAAUAAUAACUUUAAAUGAUCUACUUUUAGCACAUGUUUAUGAGUUCAAUAGGGAUCCAUUUGUUCGCAAGGUUCCCGAUUCAUUUUCUAACCGUUUGUAUCCUGUGUUUGUCAUGAAAAACAAUCUUCAAGGCGAAUUGGUUUCAUCACCCAUACUUCAAGAUCUACAACCGACGAAUAAUCCUGACUAUGUAUCUCUUCUACGCUUUAUAGACUAUUGGAGACUUUUCAUUGAUAUUGACCUAGUUCAAUGCUAUCGCUGGAUGGACUUGCAUCACUUAUUUUUACUCCUGGAAUACGAUUCACCUCUACCACCCAAUUUACAUUUCCCGCCAUCAGACAAGCGCGAUACUUCUCCUCUAUCCUGCCGUCAAGCUCUUUUCCGUGUACAUACUCUUCUUUCACAAUGGUCAAGUUUUGUUUUGCUUGAAAAUAGUACUUACAUAAAGUUGUUUCAUAUCAGCGACUUUCUUGUUGGACGACUUGUACAUAAAUCCAGUUCUUUAUCGUCAAUUUCUUCCAUCCCCGUGGCUACUCAAGAAACCUUAGACCCGAAGAAAGUUAGUGAAUGUGAUGUUGGCUGCAAUAAAACAUGUUCUGGAGUUUCCGUGUCUCACUUCUGUUUGAUUCGUCUUGAACUAAAAAUUCCUGAAGUUAAAUUUUGCAUUGCCUUUGUUAAUGAUACUCCCAUUGAUAUUCAACGUGAAAUUAUCGAGUAUCUUAAAGCACAAUUAAAAUCUCUCCGUUUUCCACCAAGAGGACGCCAAGCUAUUCCCAAAUCUAGGCACAAAUCUGGGACUUUUCAGCAUGUGACUGAGUGCAAACAUAUCCCACCUCUUCAACGCUCCUGGGAGGAUACACCCUGUUGCACAAUCUUCAAUACUAGACUUGAUCGUCUUGUAAUAGAUUUCGGUACAUUCUGUAACCCUUUGCUAAAAGCCUCGAACCAUAUUUCUACCGAUAAAAAUAAGUCUGUCAAGCUUGAUCGUGCUCAGGAAUCUGAACGUUCUUCGAAAUCAUGCAAAAAUAAUAGGCUAUUGUUUCCGCAAAGCGUUCCAGUAAAUUAUUCGACUAUCAAUCCAGUGUUGCUGGCGCAACAUCUCCAUCAUUCUGUUUAUGUGUGGGCAGUUUUUUCAUCAACUUGGAAGUCAUGUAUGCAGUCUAUAUUUUCAAGUCUUUUAAACACUCGGUUACAAGAAGGAUUUCAUUUAGCUCGAGUAGGUCCUCAAUCUGGAUUUGUGUCUUUGUUAACUGAACUGAAAAUGCAGUCAGUUGGAAUCAGUAAUGCUGAAACUCCAUGUUUGGUUCAAUAUCAAGUAUAUCCAACUGUUGAUCCUACAAAUGUAGGAUUUCAGGGACAUGAUUUAGGACACUUGACCGUUAUAAAUAACUUUUUAAAGAGCCAUAUUGAUUCUCUGCUGCUAGAUGUAUUAAGUUCACCUGAUUCUUCAUCUGCUCGUGAGAUUAAAAAAUCCUCACUUUCUCCCAUCAUCAUUGCUUCAGAAAUAUGGAUCCAGCCUAUCAGUGGCACCAUUAACUCAGUUCACUCGGAAGCUGAUAACUGGUCAGGAUCUACCUUUUCUGAGUUGCCUCGAAUUAUUUUUAAUGAAGACGAAGAGUGUAUAGUUUCAUACAUAACAUUGGAUAACUUAUACAGCUUUGUAACAAACAAAUCUAAGGUCUGUAUUGGUUCUCCUAAAAAGGUAACUUUAUUGAGUGAUGAAUGUCCGACAGAAAUCUGUCUAGUAUAUAGCAGUAUAUCUAGGCUGAUAUCUCGGUGCCCAAACCUGAUUGCUUUGUUCCCCUUAUUAGGGGAUGUUAACAAGAAAGUUUCAUCUAAUCAUUUAAAUAGUGUUCACAACGAAUGUCUGUUAGAAAGUUUGAACUCACGUCUCCUAAAUUCCGGUUUGUUGGUGGAGGUUCCAAUUUCUACAAGUGAACUAAAAAAUAUCUUCUUCAAGUGGGGCUACAACAUGAGAUCUGAAUAUCCAGAAAGUACUGAUAUUGAUCUCCCGAAAUUACGUUGUUUUGUUGGCCGAGGAUCACUAAAGCAAUCCGUUGUUUCACAUGUUAUUGAUGAACCGAAUCCUAUGGUUACGGUGAUUCUUAUACCAGCCACAGUAAAUGAUGCAUUUCAUCCUAUUAUGCUUAGUAUAGUAAACAAUCACCUAGGAACUUCUGAUGUAUCAGACCAUCCAUCUCUUCCUGUAUUUAUCUAUUCAUGUUCUCGAGUUUACAUUUCGUAUCUAAUUGAUGACCAGUGGACAUAUAAAGCCCCGGAUACUCACAUCAUUGAUAUGCGCUCAAACGAUCGAUGUUUUCUCCAAUCAGAUAAACAUGAUUGUAAUAUAUUUGGUAAGUUGUAUUUCUUAUCAGGUGAAGUCCCGGACUGUUUUCUGAAUGUGGGUUGUCAAAAUGAAAGAUUGACUCAAGAGUUGCACUCAUUGUGGUACGACUUAAUGUUCUAUAUUGAAAUUUUAGAGCACUCGCACAGUUACGCCUUCAGUGUUGCCAUUUAUCGGAUUAUUUUGUAUAACUCUAUUCCUGACGCUAGAGAUGUAAAUUAUAUACUUAAGCACUCUGAAGACCAUUUUCCAGUUCAGCCGUUGUAUGUGGAUCUUACGUCAUUCUCAUUACUUACCUGUUCUCAUCUUUUUGCUUACGUUCAUCUGCUGCACAAAAGAAGUAAAACAUGUGUAGAAGGAAGUAUACAUUCUAAACCUCUACAUGUUCUAGAUUGUGAAAAACCAAAACAAUCUACAUCUCCACUGCGCGUUCUAGAUUCAGAGAACCUGUCAAUUGAAUUUCAUAUAUCUUCCACUAAUAACUGCGAUUGUUGUGAAAUUCAGAGGAGUUGUCUUUACAGCACGUUCACUGAAUAUCUCACACCCGUGCCGAAAUUGGAUGGUGUCUAUGUAUUGUCAAAAUCUAAGCUGAUGUGUCAAGGAAAUCGCACUGUUCAUCGCUCUGUGAAUCAAAAUAUCUUAAACUCUUGGAGUAAAACUAUGAACAUUGUUGAUUCUACAGAAAUCCUCAGUCAAACAAACUCUCACAAUGCAUACACUAGUUCAGUGACUUGUAACCUGUUUUCAGAAGCUAGUGGAGAGAGUGAGGCUCCGUGGGAUUCACGCACUUUAAAGUCGAAUAGGGAGGUUUCUUCUCAUUGUACUCAUUCUAUUUUGCAUGCUUCAGAUUCACUACUACGAAAAUUAGUAGAGUGGUUUCAUUUAGUUGUGGACAAUUCACCAAAUAUUUGCCCCCUAUUCUUACGCAUUCAUGGAAUUUUGGAAUACAAAGGUGCAUCUAUCAAUGUACCUUUAUACAAAGGAAUACCUGCUUUCUGUGCUUCACAUUUUCACAGACUUUUAUCCGAGCUAAUCUUGAAAAGUGCUUCUCGACACAGUUCUUCAUGCAACCAUAACGUGUCACCCACGAAUGACAAUUCUGCAUUAAAAAUCGAUCUAGGGCAGUUACAUUUUUAUGUCAAGAUUCUACCUAUUGUUAGACCACAUUGUGAUUUCUUCCCUUCUCACAGAUUUAAUGACUACAUUCUUAGAAAGUCGCGUCACAAAAAUAAAUCAGAAAUGAAUUCAGAUCGUGUAAGAAAUCAGCAAAUGGAGUCUUCAGAUAUCCCCCAAAACUGUUUUGCGUCCAGAAGUUAUUCUAUUAACUUGGCUUAUUCAACAAUGGAGGAAGAAUGUAUUGUCAUCGAUGAGUGGUUAAACCAAAACUAUGUCUCCGAAAUCCUGUCAAUACAGAAGUGUUUUCUUCGCCUCUUCAUUUUUCAAGUGCUGUGGCAUAUACAUGACAAGUCGGCAAAUAGCAUGCGUUCCCUCACUCCAGUGACUGAAAAAUCCCUUGAAACUGUUCUACAACACAUUGAGGAUACUUGUAAGGCAAUACAUACUCCACUUUUCAAUCCUUGUAGCAUUUUAAUCAAUUACUCGUAUAUAUCUAGUGAAGAUGAACUCUCAAAAUCAAAUGUCGAUUUCGAAAGGUCAUCACCUAUGAUAAAACAACAAUGUACAAUAGCACCGAACUUUCGUGAUAUUAGAAAACAGAUUCGUAUGCAAAGAAUACACUUGGACUUUGUUUCUAAUGACACUGAUGUGGUUGAUCAGUUUGUGAAAUAUUUUGAGAGCAUGCUUGUUUCUCAUUCUUAUGGAUGCCUUCAUUAUAUUAAUGGGUACUACUAUCUAUCAAAUAUUGAUGAGACUUCUGAAAGCAUUUUAGAAAAACAACAAACAAAUAUUAGUUGUAAGGAGGGUGACGUAAAUAAUUAUUUUCAUGGUAUUGAGAAUUUCAGGCCUUGUUUGCAAGAUACACAUGUUAUUAUGGAUAAGAUCUCAACUCAAUCAUUUUUUCCGAAUAGUAUGACAGUUACUCAUACUGCACGAAACGGCUCACUUCCAAGAUCCAUGAAAUGUCAAACCCAUAAUCAUAAAAAUGUUUCAAAUGUUUGUAAUGGGGGGUGUAUGAAUAAGGGAUCGUACUCAUCUAAGCGAAGUGUUUGUCGACCUCAUAGAUCUUACUCACUUUCUAGCUUAGAAUCCCAUUAUUCUAAAAAGCAAAAUCAAUCCGUUUUUAAAAGCAGCUCUCUUACCAACAGUGUGAAACUACCCGAAAGUAAUUUUUCAGGGAAGGAUGCGCAGUCACUUGCCUCAGAUAGAUGUGCACAAUUAUCGCAUAAAUCCAUGUCAUUUUGGUUUAUAUUCCGUAUUUGUUCAAACUCAGUUAGUGUUUUCUUUCAUCAUACAGAUUUACAUAUUAAGAGCAUUCGCGCUCGGAAGCAGUGCCGAGAUUUAUCACUGUCUAAAUUUCCCCUCCCUAAACAUUCAUCAUACCAAACUUCUGAGGGUGCAUUAUCACUUGAAUGCUCGUAUUGCAUUAUUUAUCAGAAUGUGGUGAGUUCCAUUUACUCUGUCAUUCGAAUGCUAAAUCAGAAGCUAUUAUUGAAUAAACUUUAUGACGAACGUCUAUGUGAUCAGCUUUUGCUUCCAGCCGACGAAGUGGAUACAGUUACAAAACGUGAGGUUAUUAGUUCUUUUAAAUGUGACGAAAGCAACAAUCAAAAGAGAUCUUUUGAUGUUAGUAAUUUCCGUGAAUGGAAUAUCCGAAAUAAACGUCGUCUUCGUUCAUUCACGCACCAUAUACCUCCAACAGAUAAAGAAAAAGCGGCUCUCAACUGUCAGAAAUUAAAGACUGACUCAAACACUCCCAAUCAUAUCGAUAAAGCUAACUGCAUGAAAUCUUCCAAUGUGCUGAAGACCACGCAGCAUUCAGUAAACGUCGGUGGUAAUCAAGCGAAACUCCCGCUUCAGCGUAAAAUCUGGCCACCUGGUAUAUUUGCUUGUCCAGUACAGAUGACAAGCUAUAUUUAUUUACAUCCUCGAGUCUUUCUUAACUGCCAAAUAUAUUCUGUUGAGAAAGGGAGACGCAUCAUUCCGGCCCUUCGUCGGCUUUUGGAAAAUUUAGCCAUAACCAAUCGAUCUAAUAUGUUCUUCCUCAUUGACCACCCUUCCAAAGCAGGAUCAAGUUCUGCCUAUGUUAAGCUGAAAAGACAAGCUUAUUGUGACUCAGAAGUUCAGUCAAUACACUCAUUGUCAGAAUCUUCGCAAGACCCCGUGUUUUAUAUGUUACUGAAAGAACUUACCACUACAACACUUCCAUCCGAGCAGCAACCAGGUCCAUUAGAUAAACGGAUAAAUCAAACAGAAUCAAAGUUAAGUACCAAGAAAAAUAAAGUCAAAUAUAUUGGCUCAGAUGUUUCUACUUCGUCCUAUUUUGGAAGUUCGGAACAAACCUCAGAAAAUAUUCACAAAGACAAACGAUUCAUGGUUAAUCUAAAAAAAACUUACAAUCAUAACGACCAUCUUGGGGAAAACGUUUUGCAAAUAACACUUCAUGGUAUAACGCGACCUAGCAGACAGCUUUGUUCUUCAGUUCACCAUAUGCUACAAACUCGUUUAGAUGGACUGGUUCUGCAGCAUAUAUCAGACAGUCUUUCUCGAAACGCCAUUAAUCGUCUUACAUUGGAAGACUUCAUGUUUUUACUCAAUAGGCGAAUUAAACACCCUCAUGUUCACUUUUAUAUUUCACUUCCUAAGUUUCUAACGGGCGAUGAUCAUAGUUUGUUUGUUAGGCAAGCGGUUCUCUCCUUUUGUCAUUACUUCCGACAAAAUCUUCUUUUAUUCUUAACCCCAGUUAAAAUUGAUGAUGAUACUAAAAAGCGUCUAAAAGAAUUAGGAAAGGCUGAGCUAUAUCUUUUCAAUCGUCCAAGUGCUCAAGGUUUCUCUAAACAUGGUGUUGCAACUAUCUUGAUCCAGCUUAUGAUAACUUCUGGCGAUACAACACCUAAAACGAACUGUGGUUCCAUUAAGCCUUACAUUAUUACGGAAAGCACAUCAUCUGAUGAGUCUGCUUGUCCUGGAAUGUCUUCCAGCUUGUGUUUUCAAGAUAUGUCUGAAGCCAUUAGAGAUUUCUCUGAAGUUACUAAGUUUGAUUUACAAAGGCAUCCAGUACCAAGACUUGUCUUAUCAGUUCGUAUGUGGGAGCGCGGGCAUUCCGAUCUGAGCAAUCUAAAAGUCCGUCUAAUGACUUCUGUUCAUCACGCUCUUUACGACCUAAUAACGGAGCAUCUUGUUCUGACUUCAUCGGUAUUUCCGGACGUAGAAUGCAACAAUGAUGCUUUACAUACAGGACCUUCCCGAAGCUCAGAUAGUAUUGAGUUGGCAAAUUCAGACUCAAAAAAUACGUUUAUGAGUGAUAAGAAUAUUCCUCUGAGUUCACUUGUUUUUCAGUGGAUGAAGGAAGGAAGAAAUAUCGAGUCACCGCUUGUAACAGAUGUUUCUGUUAACCUUUCUUCGUGUUUGUUUGUUGAACAAUUGAUUUCGGAUCUUCUAAAGCCAUUUAUUUCUCAUGAUGAGACUCCGGUUCUGGAUAGUUCUCCAAAUAUCAUUUUCCGUAGACAGGAUCCUACACCAGACUUCAAUUGUGUAUCUACUAUCCCUGGUGGAACAUUUAGUCCCUCUGAAUCACCAGCGAGUUCAAGUCAUAAAAGUGAAGCGAAGUGCGAAGAGAAUGUAGAAAUAUUUAAGCCAGGUCUUACUAACAAAUAUAUUAUAGUUGGUCGCAAUCUGAAUGCUUGGAAACGAGCUCUAAAUUUAACUCAAACUGGACACCAACCCAAAACUAUCGCUAUCCCGAAAUUGUUGGAUAAAACAUCACAGAUCUGGCUUAUUGAAUUCAUUUCUGAUUCUGGUAUUUAUUAUGAUUCGUCUUCACGAAUGCAACCACUGAAAGUUAAUAUUUCACCAAAUAUUUCCUCACUUAACACUGAAUCUAAUACCUUCAAAAGAAUUCAUCGUAAUGAUGAGGCAUCUACAUGUGAAUCACGCUUUUUGUCUAGUAAUGAUGCUAAACGACGUGUAACGCAGUCAUCGGAUUUUCAUUGGUGUGUAACCGAUAAUUGCUGCAAUUCCGGGUUACUUGCAUCAAAGUUUCCAGAGUUUUGUCCUGUAAAAAUUGGGAUGGUCCAGUAUACAUCAGCUGACACAAAUGAUAGUCAUUUAAUCCAAACUGAUCGUUCAGAUUCAAAUGAAUUCUUACUUCAAAAUAAACAUAUAAUACAAGAGAAAUUUGGAAUAAAUGUACAUAUUCCUAGACAGAGUUUCUGUCUUAUAUAUGUAAACGGGCGUCAUAUUCAAAUGUUCACUUAUAAUUGGACAAAAGAAGAGGCUGAACGUAUGUCAAACCGCUUACUAUUGUCAGUUGAGUGGUACAAUCAGCGUUAUCAGCUUUUAUGUUCACUAUCAUUUCAAAAAUUGGGCUUAUUUCAUGGUGUCAAUAAUUCAGCUUUUCGGAGUUGUGCUGUUCGUGCUAUGGAUUUAAUACGAAAUACAUGCCCUCCUGAGUUAAAUAUUGGAACGGAUUCACCAUGUGCUGCAGUUAGUCAGACCUCAAGUAAUCUGUAUAAUACUUCACCUUUGUCGUCAGUUUCAUCUACACCCAAUGCUCAAACUGCUGUAUCAAGUGUUUCUAUGAAUAUCCUAUCAUCUGUUACUUCCGUUGCUCGUAGGCGUCAUGUAACACCGUCUACAAUCGAUACAAAUAAUAAUUGCACAAACAGUAGUAAUAGUUUUUACACUUCUUCCUCACCCGGCUUUCAAACUCACUCGUCAUCUCCUUAUGGAACAAACAGUUCACGGAUGGAAUUUAAGGAAAAUAAGAGUAUCAAUAAUUUCUUACGAUUGUUUCAAGACUGUGGUUAUAUACCGCCUUUGCUUCCACCUAGUAAUCCGCACUUACCGUACAUUGAUACGCUACAUCGGUACAGUGAACAAGCCUUAACGCUAAUGCAUGCUGAUAUUCGGCGGUCUCAAUUCAUCGAAUUGUUCAGUGAAUACUUUAGAAAUUGGCAAGAAGGUGGUAAAAAUAGUACAGCAAACAAAGAACCAGAUUCAACAAAAUCUUCAUCACUGAAUAAAGAUACCAGACAGAAAUUUUCUCAUUCUAAGUCGACAGUGGGAUCUCCUGUAGCACUCCUGCUUAGUGAUCAACUGUCCAAACGGUUACAACGUUAUUCAGCUAUUAAACAAGCCUGUCGUCACUUGCACACUAUAUGUACUCCCAUAUUGUUUUGUCCUAACACACGUUCGAAAGUUGUGCAGUUAAUCAAAGAAGAAGAAAAUGCUGUGAAUAAAACAGCUCAGUUGUACUUUAGUUCUGUUUCACAUCACUCUGCUGAAGCUAUACCUACAGACGCCACUGCUACUUCUACCACUGGCACUGAUUCUACCAUUGCAGAUUUAAAAGUGCACAAAGAGAUAAAUGACUCGGAUAAAAUACACCAUCAUACUGAACAAGGUGCAAAUCAAUGGAAAUCUAGUGGAAAUGAAUCUAACUCUUCAAAAGAUUUUUCUCUAAAGUCAACUUCUGCUAGACCGAAACAAGUACCGGAUGCUGGUGGAAGUCGCUUUUUAUCCCCAUGGUUAAGUUGGUCACACAAUUCAGCUGCUCCGGGUAAUCUUGAUGACAUGAAUAUACUCUCAUCAGAUAUCUUACUUAAUGAUAAUAAUUCUCGUUCUAAUAAUACGGAACAUAAUGAUAACUGUGUUACUUCCGUCAUAAACUUUAAUAAUUGGUUACGUCGCGUAGCUCACCAAUUUCUAAUGAAAUAUUCUCAAUAUCUGCAACAAGAAGUAGGCUUUCAUUCAAUUCCAAUUUUCAAUAAUUCUGUUACAUCAAACAGACGUGAACAAGUAGCAAAACCUAAUGUUAACUAUGCAUUGUUUCGUCGUUCUAUACACUUGGCUGGAGUGCAUAUUAUUGAGCUGUUCAUCCGUGAUUUUCAUCUGUUCGUUAGAUUAGGUACCAUUGAAGUAAGUCGUUUUAGUUGGCAUGCUUCACGUUCUGUAACACUUGGACCGUAUACCUCCGAAGUAAUUUCUCAAACGGCUGCAUCGGCUGCAGCCAGUAUGACAUCAGUAAUGUUUAAUGCAGUUUUUCGUCGAAAUAUGGAGAGAUCACUUCGUUCUCCUAGUGUUAGUUCUUCUUUUAAUAUCAUAUCUAAUCCAUCAGAUGGGAAAUACUCUGAUUGGUUUGAGUAUAGUAGUAAUAUUUCAUGGAAUGAAUCAAGUAAACUCUGUGAUUACACGCAUCUACAUUCAUUUUCGUACGACUUUCAUUUGCGUGCAAUUCAAGAUUAUUUAGAAAAUCGACAAUACUUUCAGCGAGUCCAAUGCUCUGAUGCCUCACGUAGGCCAUCUAGUACAGUUGGAAACGUAAAUUCUAAUGUGAUUACCAUUCCUGAUUAUCCUGUCACAAAAUUUCUAGAAGACUUAUCCUGUAUCGCUCAAAAGCUACCGCUCUUCUCUCGGGGAUACUUGUGUUGCUUUCCUGUUACUUGCCCUGUUAGUUUGUGUCUGAGACCAGAUCAAGUUUUUCAUCAUCUUAUUGAAGAACAUGCUUCCUAUGGUGUAGACAUUCUACGCAUGACUAGAAGGGAAUAUAGUGCUUCACAAAUAUAUCCAUCAUAUAACAAGCAUUUAUCGUAUAAUUUUGCUUUAGUUGAGCAAUGUCAUCCGGAACAAGAAUCAGCAUGUUCACGUUCCGUCAGUUCUGAUCAUCAUUCAAAAUAUCAACCAUGUUCCAACUUACGAAUAUCUUCUGAUUCAAAUUCUUCGUCUGUCGUUAAUAAUAAAGAUCAGUUGUGUAAAUUUUCCGCUCUCGGAAUAGCAAGUGCACAUCAUAUUGUACAGAAUUUAACAAAGCUUGAUAAUGAACUUUCUAAUAGACAGUCUAUAUCUCAACCUUAUUCAGUGACAGGAAUUGUGGUUCCUGAUGAAAUUAACGGAACUUAUUCGGAUAUUAGAUCACCAGUUGAUGGAUCUAUUACAAAUAGACUGCUUCAUUUAAUUGUAUAUCUAAUUAUUUUAGACUCAAAACACGAAUUUCCAGAAUCUAGACUUGCAAAAUUAAAUUCAAGUUCUUGUACACAAUGUCCAGUUGAUUGGCCAGCUAUUCGUCCUUGUGUUGAUCCUUGUUCGUUUAUAUAUCAACCAACCCUUGUCAGUCGGAUGCCCAGACCAUUUGACAUCGAUGAUACGGAUGUGUCCAGUUUGACAACAGAGCGACAAUGUCAGAAUCUGAACAUCUCUCCUACAAAUACUGGCGACUAUAGAAGAUCUUCAAAACAUUCUGAAAAUACUUUUGAUAGCGAUGUACGAUGGCACAUGUCCUAUCUAAGUAUGUGUCCUUCUCAUCAAGUUCAGUUGCAUCGUGUACUUCGAAUAUCUCAGUCCAGUUUAGAAUCUCGCAUAACACAAUUAAUUGGUCGAUCCGGCGUUGAUUGUCACAAGAGUUUGUUGUGGUAUAAACUAUUCGACACUAAUUCUUCUCUGGCUACCCAGAUCCUUUCUACCAGUAGUCAUUCUCUGUCCCAAGAUACCGUUCAAUCCAACUAUCGGAUGGAAGAUGCUCCAUCUAUUUCCUUAGGUGCCAACCCGAAGCCAGUAGAUAGUUAUUUGUGUCCCGUUCUAAAUCAUCAAAGUUUGUCAAUGCGAGAAAUAGAAGAACUAGUCGAUUCUGCACCAUUUCAGUUGGAUAUUCUACGUUUGGAUUCUCGUUUAAUAGAAUUGUUUAACAUUGGUGGUUGUCAUUUAAAUGCUGUUAGUGCAUUGUUAAACAAAGAAUUUGUUAAUUUACAACAGAACAAUCACCAAAUUGAGCAAAUGAAAAUGAAUAUGAACUCAAAACUAUAUAAAUAUUCUACAUCAGAGACAAUACCAUGUAUCGCCUACCGAUUUAGUCAUUCAGUUGAGAACAAGUUGGAUGAAACAUUGAAUAUCGAUCGUGAAUGUAUACAAAAUUAUAUGGUCUUAUUAUCACCAUCGUUUACUGAAGGCCUUAUAUUUCUUAGUUGGUGCGAAAGUAGUAAUGAUAAAUGUGUUUCUGAUGAAUAUUCUUCAGUUCAAGCAUUCAGUAGAUAUAAAGAUUUUCAAUUUCGUGCAGUCUUUCGAGCUGUCGGUGAUCCAACCAAUCCAUCCUCAAUGCGUCGGCUAAUUGAUUCAGGUACUGAAAUACAAAAUUUGUUUUUCAAAACAUCAACACUAGCUCUGGUAGCCACUAAUUUCAUUGAAAAACUUAGUUUUUUUGUUUGGAAAACAUUGCACAAUCAAUGAUAUAUUUUUUUUAAAAUAGAAUUCCGCUUUAUUUAUUUUCCCGAUCGAUCAGUUUGUAAUGGAUGCACUAAUUUUUUUUUACACGUUAUUUCCAACAUCAACGAUAUUUGUACACUUGAUUGUUUUGUAUAUUAAGCCUUUCAUUUGCAUUAUUUUAUACGUCAACCAUUUGAUGUGGAUAAUCAUGCAUAUUAUAUAUAUAUUUUUUUGAAUUAUUUUUAUUCAUCUUUCUAUUUUGAUUAAAAGAGGAAAGAAUUAAAUAUAUAAAAGAUGGAAUUUAAUUUUAUUCUGGUUAUUCCUUUUUAUGAUUUUUUUUCUAACGUGGUGAUUGAGUCAACGCUUUCGCAGAUGUUGGAUGCUAGAAAGCAGUUUUUCAGUUCUUCGAAAUACUGAGUUUUAUGCCUAUAGUGAUAUAUGCAUUAUUAUCUUGUGCUGUUUCCAGUAAAGAUGCCUAACGCAACCCAUUAGUGUCAUUGAUAAUGCCAAUGUCCACGUACCAUGUAGCAUUUUCAGAAUGGUCACGUAAGCAGCAUAAUUAAACUGUCUUCUUGAUUUAAAAU